ACCACCAGCCCGUCCACCCCUUUCUUUACCGCUGCUCACCACCUCUGCUUCCAUCGGAUGACCCAAUUCUCCUCCCCAUGACAGCUUGCGAAUAAGGAAUCUCCCACCAUCGAUAUAUCGAUCUUCUGCCUAGCUUUUCCUUUAUCACCACUCCUUCAGACCAUUCCUUUUCCGACUGUUAGCUCAUCGUUACUUUUUAAUUCUCAUGACUUCCGUUAUUGAGAUUUCCACCAUGGCUCCAGCCAAGGCCUCUAAGCAGGCUGCCCAUGAUUGGCUUUGGACUUACCAAGAAGAGCCCCACCGAACUCGAAGACACCAGAUAAUUAAGGCCCAUCCUGAGGUUACCAAACUCUGCGGCCCAGAACCUCUGACCAAAUAUGUUGUCCUCUUCGUGGUUUCCCUACAAAUCUUCUGUGCAUUUAUUCUGCAAUCGACCCCGGUAUUCUCGUGCCAGUUCUUUCUUAUGGCCUAUAUUAUCGGAGCAACUGCGAACCAGAAUCUUUUCUUGGCUAUUCAUGAAAUAUCCCACAAUCUCGCUUUCCGCUCAGCUUUUGCCAACAGAAUGAUUGCUAUAUUUGCCAAUCUUCCCAUUGGACUUCCGUACAGUGCAGCUUUUCGCCCAUAUCAUCUGACCCAUCACAAGGCACUUGGUGUUGACGGCCUUGACACUGACCUUCCGACAAAGAUUGAGGCUAUUUUCCUUGAUUCCGUGCUUGGGAAAGCAUUUUUCUGCACUUUUCAGAUUCUUUUCUACGCUCUACGACCUAUGAUGGUGUACCAGCUUCCUUUCACAAAACUACACUUCUUCAAUGUUACCGCUCAGCUUAUUUUUGAUGCCAUCCUUGUCAAGGCUUGUGGUUGGAAUGCUCUUGCGUACCUGAUCAUGAGCAGCUUUUUGGCUGGAAGCUUGCACCCAUGCGCUGGUCAUUUCAUUGCCGAGCAUUACGUUUUUGAAAGACCAAAAGCCUCACCAAAGGAUGCCAUCUCUGAUGGCCCAGCACCCGUGGAGACAUACUCUUACUAUGGUCCGUUGAACUUCUUUACCUACAACGUUGGGCUUCACAACGAGCAUCACGACUUUCCUGCUAUUCCUUGGACUCGUCUUUGGACGCUUCGUGAGGUUGCUAAGGAAUUCUAUGAACCUCUCCCUCGCCACAAUAGUUGGUCCUAUGUUAUUUGGCAGUUCAUCUGGGACAGUGAUGUUUCCUUAUGGUCAAGGGUGAAGAGGGAACAGCAAGUCGGGUCGGGACGCAGGGUCACUGCAGGUUGGACAAAAGAAGAGAUAGAAGAUAUCAAUGGCGCUGUAAAAAACAGAGGGUUAGAGGUUGUUAUAUGA
This is a messenger RNA of Tuber melanosporum (Perigord truffle), 1336 nucleotides long. RefSeq lists its product as uncharacterized. Gene Ontology annotation, molecular function: sphingolipid delta-4 desaturase activity. The coding region runs from base 233 to 1336 and encodes 367 amino acids. Lineage: Eukaryota; Fungi; Ascomycota; Pezizomycetes; Pezizales; Tuberaceae. The record is from RefSeq and is a predicted model, not a curated record. Gene Ontology annotation, biological process: ceramide biosynthetic process. Gene Ontology annotation, cellular component: membrane. The transcript has 4 exons.